AAGACGGGUUGCGUUGACGUGGAGCGGGAAAUGAGCGGAUCACCAACUCCAAAAAGGCAGCGUUUCACUCAGCCAGCAACGAAUGCAGCCGGCGUUGCAACCGUGGCAUCCUCGUUUCAGACAGGCAGUGCAGUCCAUGACAACUUCAUGUCAGGCUUGGAAAAAGAGGAGCCAGCAGAGGUCACGCCGAAUGCACGCGAACAGAUCGAUGAAAAAAUUGAUGCUACAGCUGGUCGCAAAGUUCCACCACUUCGAAUAUCGUUACCGCGUACGCCGAGCGAAGAUGGUGCAACAGUAGUGAAUGCAACGGAUGACACGGCAUCAGCUGCAGCGAAUGCUGGCCGACGAACUACCAGAGGUGCCAAGGGACACUCAAAGAAGAACCAAAGCCCUGAUGAAAGUGCGAGCAAGAUAUGCGAUGAGAGCAUACAGCGAGUUACAAGGUUGGCGUUGGCGAAUACAUGUUUAAAUAUAAGGAAACCGGAAAAAUGA
Messenger RNA from Gongylonema pulchrum, 492 nucleotides. The record is from the annotation of a GenBank genome assembly. NCBI's taxonomy places the organism in Eukaryota, Metazoa, Nematoda, Chromadorea, Rhabditida, Gongylonematidae.